AUGAGUGCCAGCAUGCUGUCAUACAUACUCUUCUCUUGCCUGCUGCUCUCGGUGCAAGCAGAGCACUAUUGCGGGGGCCGGGAAAUUAUCCGCUACACAAAGCGGCUGCUUGUUGAUAGUUCCCUGAGUUGCCCCUGUAGGCAGACAGCUGGCAGCUCAUGUUCGUGUCUUCCCAUUCCUGAGCCUGGCCAUGAACUGCCAUGCUUUGUGGAAGGAACCAAACACAUGCUGAAAACCAACAUGUCUUCCAAACUAGUACUUGAAAGGCUUUACCAGACCUUCCAGGUUCAGCUGGACAGAAACCUCUGUGAAAGCCUGCCACGUGGGGAUCAAUGCCAGUACAAGACCAAGGGAACUGUGUCAGAAUUUCUGAAUACAAUCCUGACAACCUAUCAAGCAAUGAAUAAAUUCAGCCCUUAA
This is a messenger RNA of Manacus vitellinus (golden-collared manakin), 420 nucleotides long. RefSeq names its product interleukin 9 (gene IL9). The transcript has 5 exons. The record is from RefSeq and is a predicted model, not a curated record. Lineage: Eukaryota; Metazoa; Chordata; Aves; Passeriformes; Pipridae. The coding region runs from base 1 to 420 and encodes 139 amino acids.